UUGUGUUUUACAUGCGCCAUUUUACACUGUAACGUCCUUUAAAUCAGCAAAACUGAGCAAGAAUGUGUCUAAUAGUAUUUAUUUUUCCAUUGCUUAUGUAGGAAUUUACAUGUACUUGAUGGGAAACCAUGAACAUUGUGAGAAACUGAGUCUAGAAGACGAACAUUUAAGUCAAGAUUUACCCGUGCAGCUCCAUGAAGACUGAAUGAAUCAUGGACGACACACAAACACUGACUGGAGAUUUUUCUCCAGAAUGCAGUCAAUUACACAGUCAGAGAUCAAACUCACCAGAGUCCAGCUGUGUGUCCCUGAAGAGUGACCAGUCUGUGGACAAACCACUAAAAUUUAAGGGAAGACACACAUCAACUGAUCUGAGUCAAUUACACAGUCAGAGAUCAAACUCACCGGAGUCCAGCUGUGUGUCCAUGAAGAGUGACCAGUCUAUGGAAAAACCACUAAAAUUUAAGGGAAGACACACAUCAACUGAUCUGAGUCAAUUACACAGUCAGAGAUCAAAUUCACCAGAGUCCAGCUGUGUGUCCAUGAAGAGUGACCAGUCUAUGGAAAAACCAAUAAAAUUUAAGGGAAGACACACAUCAACUGAUCUGAGUCAAUUACACAGUCAGAGAUCAAAUUCACCAGAGUCCAGCUGUGUGUCCAUGAAGAGUGACCAGUCUGUGGACAAACCACUAAAAUUUAAGGGAAGACACACAUCAACUGAUCUGAGUCAAUUACACAGUCAGAGAUCAAACCCAUCAAAGUCCAGCUGUGUGUCCAUGAAGAGUGACCAGUGUAUGGAAAAACCAAUAAAAUUUAAGGGAAGACACACAUCAACUGAUCUGAGUCAUGACUCUCAACUGGUCCAAAACAGAGUCAAGUCAAAUCUGCUGAAGAAGUUUCAGUGUCUGUAUGAAGGAACAGCAAAGCAGGGAAACCCAACACUCCUGAAUGAGAUCUACACAGAGCUCUACAUCACAGAGAGUGAAAGUGGAGAAAUCAAUAAUGAGCAUGAGGUGAGACAGAUUGAGACAAAAUUCAGGAGACCAGCAACAGAGGACAAACCAAUCAAAUGCAAAGACAUCUUUAGACCUUUACCUAGACAAAACAAACCCAUCAGAACUGUGCUGACAAAGGGAGUGGCUGGCAUUGGAAAAACAGUCUCUGUGCAGAAGUUCAUUGUGGACUGGGCUGAAGGGAAAGAGAAUCAGGAUGUCCAGCUCAUAUUUCCACUUCCUUUCAGAGAGCUCAACUUUAUGAAAGACAAAACACUCAGUCUUUCAGAUCUUCUUCAUGUCUUUUUCCCUGAAACAAAAGAAAUGGAAAUAUCCAGUGAAGAAUAUAAAGCAUUGUUCAUCUUUGAUGGUCUGGAUGAGUGUCGUCUGUCUCUGGAUUUUCAGAGCGAUGUGAGGUUGUGUGAUGUGACUGAAUCAGCCUCAGUGGAUGUGCUGCUGAUGAACCUCAUUGAGGGGAAUCUGUUUCCCUCUGCUCUCAUCUGGAUCACCUCCAGACCAGCAGCAGCUGAUCUCAUCCCCUCUGAGUGUGUCCAUCGAGUGACAGAGGUACGAGGCUUCAGUGAGCCACAGAAGGAGGAAUACUUCAGGAAGAGAAUCAGUGAUCAGAGUCUGGCCGACAUGAUCAUCACACACCUGAAGUCAUCAAGGAGCCUCCACAUCAUGUGCCACAUCCCAGUGUUCUGCUGGAUCUCAGCCACUGUUCUAGAGAAGAUGUUGAGUGAAGCAGAGAGAGGAGAGGUUCCCAAGACUCUCACUCAAAUGUACACACACUUCCUGAUCCUUCAGACCAACAUCAAACAUGAGAAGGACUAUGAGAAGAAAGUGAAAGAUGAAGACAUGAUUCUCAAACUAGGGAAACUGGCUUAUCAGCAGCUUGUGAAAGGCAAUGUGAUCUUCUAUGAGGAAGACCUGAGAGAGUGUGGCAUUGAUGUGACAGAAGCAUUAGUAUACUCAGGAUUGUGCACUCAGAUCUUCAGAGAGGAGUUUGGCUUGUAUCAGGGGAAAGUCUUCUGCUUUGUUCAUCUGAGCAUCCAGGAACAUCUAGCAGCUCUAUAUGCACACAUUUACUUUACAAAUGACAACAUAAAUGUGUUUGAACAAAUCACCAAACCAAGUCUGUUUUCUAAGGUUUUAAAUUGGUUUAUAUAUUCAUUAUCUGAGCUGCAUCAGAGAGCUGUGGAUGAGGCUUUACAGAGUGAGAAUGGACAUCUGGACCUUUUCCUGCGUUUCCUUCUGGGUCUCUCAUUGGAGUCCAAUCAGACUCUCUUACGAGAACUACUGACACAGACAGGAAGCUGCUCCUACAACAAACAGGAAACAGUUCAGUACAUCAAACAGAAGAUCAGAGAAAAUCACUCUCCAGAGAGAUCCAUCAAUCUGUUCUACUGUCUGAAUGAACUAGGUGAUGAUUCACUGAUGCAGGAGAUCCAACAUUAUCUAAAAUCUGGAAAAAUAAGAGAAACCAAACUCUCCUCUUCACAGUGGUCAGCUCUGGUUUAUGUGUUGCUGACAUCAGAGCAGAAGAUGGAUGAUUUUGAUCUAAAUCAGUUUAUUGGAGCACAAAAUACAGCAGAUGAAGUUCUUCAGAAGCUGCUGCCUGUGGUUAGUGAAUCCAGAUUAGUUCAGUUGAGUAAGUGUGGUGUCACAGUUAAAGGUUGUGCUGCUUUGGCUUCAGCUCUGAGAUCAAACCCCUCACAAUUGAGAGAACUGGAUCUGUCACUGAAUACAGUAGGAGAUAGAGGAGUGAAGCUGCUCUCUGAUCUACUAAAGGAUCCUCACUGUAAACUGGAGAAACUGUGGUUGAGUAAGUGUGGUGUUACAAGUGAAGGUUGUGCUGUUCUGGCUUCAGCUCUGAGAUCAAACCCCUCACACCUGAGACAACUGUAUCUGUCUGAUAAUAAACUAGGAGACAGAGGAAUGAAGCUACUCUCUAAAAUACUGAAGAAUCCUCAUUGUAAACUGGAUAAACUGUGCUUGUGGGAUUGUGGUGUCACAGAUAAAGGUUGUGCUGCUCUGGCUUCAGCUCUGAGAUCAAACCCCUCACACCUGAGAGAUCUGUAUUUGGUUGGAAAUAAACUAGGAGACAGAGGAGUGAAGCUGCUCUCUGAUCUGAAGGAUGAUCCACAUUAUAAACUGGAGACGCUUUGGUUUUAGAUGUUGGCCUGACCUUCUCUGGAUCAGCUGAUGGAGAAUAAAGAGCCGCUACAGACACAUCACAUUCAACACAAUCAACAGACACAAACCCACAGUGAUCAUCACACACGGAAAGUUUUUGUGUACUAAUUAUUCUGCAUGACCAUAUCUACCUUAAGUUGUUGUAAGGUGGUUGUUGUUGUAUUAGGUAGUAUUAAGGGAUGUAGAAUAUGGUCAUGCAGAAUAAGGCAUUCAUAUCUGCUUUAUAAGUACUAAUAAACAGCCAAUAUUCAGGCUAAUAAGCAGUUAGUUAAAAGUGAGAAUUGUUCCCGUACUAAAGUGUUACCUGUUCUUCUUUAUAACUCUACAUACUUCUAAGAAAUGUUUAUGGGCAGGUUUAAAGUUUUGAGUUGGAUUAGCAGCUCAAAAUAUCUUUUUAAUGCUAUAUUGUUACUAAAACUGUCAUUUUCAACACAUUUCUGACCAUUACGCUUUAUAUUCUUUUUAUUUUCUCCAUAAAAGGGUUGCUUGUGUUUGGGGAUAUAACAUUUAUCUAUAAAAUGGUAAAAGGGAAAUUAUACAAAUAUCUUUAUGAUAUAAAAGAAUUGUACAUAUUUUACUUUUUUAACUAUAAAUAUGUGUCUUGUUUAAAUCAUGUCAUUAACUCUAUUUAUACUCCUCUAGGCUUUGUUUCAGUAUGAAUUCUUGUUUCAUGUUACUGACAGUUUUCUGAGCAGUCUCGUUGUUCCUGUUUCUGAUCUCUGUCUCAUCUUGGAUUUCUCGUCUCGUCCAUGGAGUUUUAUGUUCUUGUGGAUUUAUUACUAGUGCUUUGACCUUCUGUCUGGUUUUGAACUAUGAAUUUGGAUUGUAUUUUUUCAUUAAACUGCAUCUGGAUCCUCA
Messenger RNA from Megalobrama amblycephala (Wuchang bream), 4046 nucleotides. RefSeq names its product NLR family CARD domain-containing protein 3-like. The record is from RefSeq and is a predicted model, not a curated record. NCBI's taxonomy places the organism in Eukaryota, Metazoa, Chordata, Actinopteri, Cypriniformes, Xenocyprididae. The transcript has 12 exons. Gene Ontology annotation, molecular function: protein binding. Bases 213 to 3167 code for a protein of 984 amino acids.